AUGAGCAUCCCUGGUGAGGUCACGGAGCGUGUGAUGCAAUACCUGGCUAGCGCCGACGAGAUCCUCAUGGCCGCCGAGCUGGGCGAAGCAAGCGAGUAUACGCAGGGACUUCGGAACCUGCGUUCCGCCGCUCCACGCAGCAGCUUGGCGCUGCCCGUUUUGAAGGCCAACCACCCACUCUUUUGUGAGCGCGACGUCGCUGCGGUUGUCGGCUACCCGACGGCCAUCGCCGUCACCAGCCCCGGCGGCUUGCGCUCGGCUUGUCUUGGUCUUGGUCCGAUCUCGGCGGACCCCGGCAUGUACCCGUGUGUGCUGACGGCACCACUCUCCGUCUACCGUCAGGCGUACGGUGGGCAGGCGAAGCAUGCAAUCCAGUGGACGCUCGACUCGCUGCAACAAGUGCCGGUGCACUCGCUGACGUUAUCGGGCGGCACAGCACUACCUCUGCAAACUUGCAGUGACGAACUGAUGGCGUCGCGCAUCCGCUUUAUCGUCACGUAUGGCACGCAGAUGGGAUCGUCUGGCUUGGCGCACCUGCAAAUUCACAACAUCGCAGUGUCAGGAAGACGCGUCGUUGCGUUGAGCAACGCGCUGCAAGAGUGCCCAACGCUGACCACGAUUGUGGUUCGAACCGACGACGUCUGCGAGGAUCUCAACUUGCAUCUGGCCGUGGUCGGUGUCGGUGUCCCAGACACCAGUAUCCCAUCCUCGGUGACGUCGCUAACGUUUGAUCCCGCCGUCUUUUCGCCCGACGUCGGCGCUCAGCUGGGCGACGCUUAG
Molecule: messenger RNA, 780 nt
Organism: Saprolegnia parasitica CBS 223.65
Lineage: Eukaryota; Oomycota; Saprolegniomycetes; Saprolegniales; Saprolegniaceae
Exons: 2
Coding region: 1-780 (259 amino acids)
Source: RefSeq, a predicted model, not a curated record